Molecule: messenger RNA, 849 nt
Organism: Arachis duranensis
Lineage: Eukaryota; Viridiplantae; Streptophyta; Magnoliopsida; Fabales; Fabaceae
Exons: 1
Coding region: 1-849 (282 amino acids)
Source: RefSeq, a predicted model, not a curated record
AUGGCCAGUAAUAGUCCAUACAUAGUUGUGCUUGUUUAUCCGAAUUGUCGUAUGAGAAAUGGUGAUAACGGGGUGACAUUUGAGUGUGAGAAUCCGAUAUUGUUUCGCACUCAACGUGUGAAAAUGUUGUCGGAUUUGAAGAGUUUGAUAUUGAGCAAGCUCGGUAGAACACAAACGAGGAAAAUCAGAAGGGUGGCAUAUAGGUUGAUGGCACUCACGGGUAACAGAAUCUUUCGGUUUCGACUAUUCCAACUUCAAGGGGAUAAGCAUGUGCGACUGAUGUUCGACAUCCAUGGGAGGAUCAUGGUAGAGCAGGUAAUAGAGCUUUCCACAGAGGUGGGACACAGUGGUAGUGGGAGUUUCGUACACUCGACCUAUGUACAGGACGACCGACCUCUCGCACCACCCCCCAUUCAUGUCGCCAUUCUGGUGGAUGAGGCAAAGGAGGGCGAGGAGGAGUCAGACGAUGAUUACAUGGAGGACAGCGACUCGUCCGAUGGUGGGGAUGAGGAUGAGUGUGUUCCGAAAACACCUAUCCAGUCUGUGACGCGCGAUGUCCUGCCUCCACCUCACCCAAUUCCGCCGCUAUCGGCAGUGCCAACUCACUAUCACAGUCUGGAUUUGGACGCCAUGCAUGAAAGGACUCCGUUUCCUGACACGGGUGAAGAGAAUUACAACCUAGAUGGCGGUAUAGAGUUUCGGAUUGGCCACAAGUUUAGAAGACGAGAGGCAGUGCUUCAGAGUGCGAAGAACUACAGUAUUCGCAGGAGUGCGGAGUACCAGGUGAUCGAAUCGGACCGGACAAUGUACCAUGUGCAGUGCCGUCAAGCUGAGAAUGGGUGUCAAUAG